This is a messenger RNA of Bacidia gigantensis, 258 nucleotides long. RefSeq lists its product as uncharacterized. The record is from RefSeq and is a predicted model, not a curated record. Bases 1 to 258 code for a protein of 85 amino acids. The transcript has 2 exons. NCBI's taxonomy places the organism in Eukaryota, Fungi, Ascomycota, Lecanoromycetes, Lecanorales, Ramalinaceae.
AUGUUAGACGGAUGGGAUGCAGCUGUUCGGGCUAGGAGAGCCGAACAGAAUAAGAAGGAUAGAAAGAAGAGAAAAAACGCAAAACUACAUAAAGUCCAACGGGCAGAGAGGAAAUAUGAGAGACAAGCUAUGAAGCUCGGUAUUUUGCCCUACUUUUUCCGUCCUACCUUGCUUACAUUCAAACCCACCGCCUCCGGACCACGACUACUCUCGCCCGCCGGUUUACCCAGAGACCUGGGGUUUGACGAACCACUCUGA